This is a messenger RNA of Gossypium raimondii (Peruvian cotton), 1811 nucleotides long. RefSeq lists its product as uncharacterized. Bases 536 to 1450 code for a protein of 304 amino acids. Gene Ontology annotation, cellular component: nucleus. Lineage: Eukaryota; Viridiplantae; Streptophyta; Magnoliopsida; Malvales; Malvaceae. Gene Ontology annotation, biological process: regulation of DNA-templated transcription. Gene Ontology annotation, molecular function: protein heterodimerization activity. The transcript is spliced from 6 exons. The record is from RefSeq and is a predicted model, not a curated record.
GAUUUUUAUGGAACUAUGGGGGUUAAAUUUCCCAAAUAUUAUUUGAUAAUUCUUAGGCUGCUGAAUAUCUUGCUUACUUGUAGAACUUUAGUUUCUUUUCAAUCAUGUUCUAGUUUAGUGUUGAUAUCCUUAGCAUUUGUGUUAUUCCGACUCUUCGUUUUUAUUGAAGUACCCAUACCCGGACAUGGGUACGAUAAUAUGACCUUCCAACGAUGUUAGAAAUGGGGAAAAAGAAAAGAAACUUCGAAGAAAUUGAACAUACCGAUGUCGAACACUAUCCACAUCCGACACUCGCACAUAAGUUUGAGUAACAUAGAUUCGCAGCAUUCUACUACUCACACCGGAGUUGGCAUAUGGCACUUGGAACUUGCAUUAUGUUGAUCAGUUGAUGGUAUUAAAUCAGCAACUUACAAUGACAUGUGUCACACGAUGUCUCAUUUGAUGGAUUGAUAACGACGUUGAUGAGUCAAAGAUCCCAUCUUCUUGUCUUGAUAUACUCUAUAUUUAACAAACCUUGUCGGGUUUCUUACUUGUCAUGGCUCGCAUUAAAAAGAUUAUGCAAGCAGAUGAAGAUGUCGGGAAGAUUGCAUUAGCGGUGCCUGUUUUAGUUUCAAAAGCAUUGGAAUUGUUUCUACAAGACCUUUGUGAUCAUACGUAUGAGAUUACUCUUCAGAGGGGAGCAAAGACCAUGAAUUCAUUGCAUUUAAAGCAUUGUGUACAGAGCUACAAUGUAUUCGAUUUUCUGAGGGACAUUGUUAGCCGGGUUCCUGACUAUGGUCAUGGCCAUUCUGAUGCUACUGCUGCUGCUGCUGCUGGUGGUACUGAUGAUCGAACUAUUUCGCGGAGAAGGAAAGCUACUGGAGAUGAGGUCAAUGACAGUGAUGAAGAAUCAAAGAGAAGCAGAAUGCAUGAUAUGGGUCAUGCAGGCACCAGUGGCAGAGGGAGAGGCCGGGGACGAGGCAGGGGUCGUGGAAGAGGAGCUCGAAAUGUGGAAAGAGAUGCUCAUCGUGAAAUAGAACCAGAACCCUGCUCAACUCUUCAGCAAAACAACAAAAGUCAUUCAACCUCGGGAAUGGUGAUAGAUGAUGGUUCCGAGUUGAAGGAACCGGUGAAAGAGAACACAGCUGCUGAAGAUGCCAAUCAAGCUGUUCGGAAUUUUGAUCUGAAUGCCGAGGUAGAUGAGAAUGUGGAUACAAAAGCCUCAGCAACUGCUGCUAAAGUUGCUGCACCUGCAUCCUCAGUCGGUGUUGCUAGUGCCACUGCUGCACCAGCAGCGCCAGCUGCAGCAGCUCAGCCUUCUACAGCAGAGCCUACAACAGAGGCCAAACAUGAAGAAUACCCAGGCUGGUCUCUUUCGGAUAUGGACAAGAUAGCUAUCGAUCCUCUUCAACUUGCUCGGCUUGGUGGAAGGUUAGACGAGGAUGAAGAAGAUUAUGAUGAGGAAGGGUGAGUAGCUCGAAACUGGACUCCUAGAAAAAGUAGUGGUUGAGAUCAGAUUAGCAACCCAGUAGGAAAACCCGAAAAUAGUCGGGAUGACCUUAUUGGAGUAUGGAAGUAUAUCCCAUGUAGGUCUCUCAAGGACUCAAAUGGAUUUCUCUUCUCUAUCUCUUUAUUUAUCUGUCACGGUUCGUUUUCUGUUAUAGCAUUUGCUAACAUAACUUUAAAAUGGUAGAUUCUCACAGCCGAAAGACACUAGUCCACAAACCUACUUGUUAUGCCACGAGAAAUUUGCGGUUCCGUAGUGUAACUAUGAUCUUAUUGUUCUUUCCAUUUCGAUUUAGCUCAUUAACUUUAGUUUCAUGAUUGUCAAA